UGUCGAAGGAGACGAAGCCAUUGCUUGCUCUAUAUAUACAUAAUAAAGAUACCCUCUUGUUCUUCAUCUUAACUCAUUAUCAACAAUGGCUUCUCUCAAACUCCCCAUCUUUCUCUUCAUUUCUUCUCUUUCCCUCCAUGCUUCUAUGGCUGAGAUCAUUUGUGAAGAUUUGCCCAAAGACGUGUGCGCGUUUUCAAUAGCCUCAUCGGGGAAAAGGUGUGUGUUGGAAACGGCGGCGGACAAAGACGACGACGUCGAGCAUCAAUGCCGGACAUCGGAGGUUGUGGUGGAGAGGAUGGCGGAUUAUAUAGAGAGUGAUGAAUGUGUUGCUGCCUGCGGCGUCAAUAGAAACUCCAUCGGCAUAUCAUCGGAUUCACUUCUCGAUCAACAAUUCACGGUCAAGCUUUGUGCACCAGCUUGUUACCAAAACUGUCCCAACGUUAUCGACCUUUACUUCAAUUUGGCCGCCGGUGAAGGUGUGUUUUUGCCUGAUCUUUGUAACGCUCAAUGGUCGAACCCACGGCGGAGCAUGGUGGACCUUAUAUUGAGCUCCGGUGCUGCUCCUGGCCCUGUUUCUAGCCAAGCAACCGGCUUAUUUGCCGUUGAAGCCCCUGCCCCAGCUCCCAUGUAGUGAUCCAAGUUUUUUUUUUUUAAAUACAAAGGAAACCUAUGUGAUGAUACAAGUUUUUUUUUUUUUUUAAUACAAUGUCAACCUAUGAAAUAAGUGAUAGAUUGUAGUUAAAAAAAAUAAACAAAUUAGUUUUUAUA
Molecule: messenger RNA, 768 nt
Organism: Gossypium raimondii (Peruvian cotton)
Lineage: Eukaryota; Viridiplantae; Streptophyta; Magnoliopsida; Malvales; Malvaceae
Exons: 3
Coding region: 86-631 (181 amino acids)
Source: RefSeq, a predicted model, not a curated record